Molecule: messenger RNA, 1023 nt
Organism: Aureobasidium subglaciale EXF-2481
Lineage: Eukaryota; Fungi; Ascomycota; Dothideomycetes; Dothideales; Saccotheciaceae
Exons: 2
Coding region: 1-1023 (340 amino acids)
Cellular component (GO): membrane
Source: RefSeq, a predicted model, not a curated record
AUGUCAGACUCUAAUGAUGGAGAGAUCAAAUUCGUCCUAUAUCACUACACACCAUCUAUCGUAGCUGCGAUCAUAUUCGUCGUGCUCUUCGGUCUUAGCUUCGUUGGUCAUGUCUACUACAUCUUCAAGCUUCGUGCUCGCUACUUCAUCCCUUUCACCAUCGGUGUAAUCAUGGAAUGCAUAGGAUAUGUCGGCCGUGCUCUAUCACACAGCGAUAAGGAGGCUCUCGGUCCCUUCAUCAUGCAAAGUCUUCUUCUCCUGGUUGCUCCCGCUCUCUACGCUGCCUCAAUCUACAUGGUGCUCGGUCGUGUGAUCCGCCUGCUCGAUGCCGAGGAGUACUCUGUCAUCCGCACCAAGUGGCUUACCAAGGUCUUCGUCAUCGGCGAUGUCAUCUCCUUCCUCGUACAAUCUUCUGGCGCAGGACUCCAGGCCAAGGGCGACCUAGACUCUUUCAAUCUCGGAAAGAAUAUUGUCAUUGCUGGUCUCAUCAUCCAGAUUCUUAUCUUUGGUUUCUUUGUCAUCGUGGCCAGUCUCUUCCACAUCCGCGUCAACAAGCUUCCUACCGGUGCCUCUGUCGACUCAAAUUUGCGCUGGCGCAAGCACAUGCACAAUCUCUACAUCUGCAGUGCCAUCAUCUUGAUCCGUAAUUUGAUCCGUGUGAUUGAGUAUGCCCAAGGUAACGACGGCUACAUCAUCACCCACGAGUGGAUGCUUUACAUCUUCGAUGGUGUUUUCAUGCUUCUGGUCACAAUCGCUUUCCUUGUCCUACAUCCCAGUAAACUCUUGGGCAAUGGACGCAUCCAGUCUCGACCCUUGAGCGAUCCCCAGCUCUACGCCAUGGAGAGCGGUCGUUCUCAGGUUAGAUCUCACCAUCGGCAUUCGCAGCAUAAACACAGUCAUACUCAUCCACAUUCCAGACACCCCCACAGACAUCAUCAACACCAUUCAGCAAGACCGAAAGGUCCUAGAUAUCCUCACAGAUCGUCGAAGCAUGGAUGUAGGCGAAGAUCGCGCGAACUUUGA